AUUUUAUAUUUUCAUUACAUUGAGACCUUUUGUUAAUAAAAUAUUAAAGUGUAUUCAAUGUACCAUGAACCGUACGUAAAAUUAGAAAGUAAAUUAACAAUCUGAGGGGGAACAAGUACAUUUCGAAGUAUUUUUGACUUUGACUUCGAAGGAGAUGUUUAACCCUGAUUUAAAUGAUUACCAGCUGACUUCGAUCAUAGCUGAGUGUUGCGGAGGCGUGGCUGUUGUGUAUUCAGCCGUUUACAAGCCAUACAACCAAAAUGUGGCCAUUAAAAGAUACUUUGUUGAUAAGUCGAAAGAGAAGGCAAACUUGAUUCAGCAAGAUAUUUUAACAAGAAAGGAACUACAACAUCAAAAUAUACUUCCGUAUUUCACAUCAUUUGUUCAUGGCCCGGAACUAUAUGUUGUGUCUCCGUUGAUGAGCCUGGGCUCAUGUCGGGACAUCCUGGACAGAUAUUUCCAAGAAGGACUGCCAGAAUUGGCUUGUGCACUUAUACUUAGAGAUGUUUUACUAGGCUUACAAUAUUUACAUAAACAAUUUUAUAUUCAUAGAAGUGUCCGAGCAAGUCAUGUGCUCGUGGACACAAAUGGCAGUGUAAGGCUGUCAGGGUUGCGGAGUGCAGCAUCCAUGAUGGUGCGGGGACGGAGACAGAAACAGCUACAUAGCCUGCCACCUCCUGACCACGACAAUGCCAAUCUCAUGUGGUUAAGUCCAGAAUUGUUAGAACAGAAUCUUAGAGGAUAUGAUGAGCAAUCGGACAUUUAUUCAUUUGGUGUGCUGACAUGUGAGUUAGCCAAUGGUGCAGUACCAUUUGCAGAAAUUCCUACCACACUGAUGUUCACGGAGAAGGUGCGGGGGAGCCGGCCUCAGUUGCUGGACUGUACCUCAUUCCCAGAACCCCUCACUGAGGAGACGAAGAACGCGUACGCGACGGACAGCGGCGUGGGUGACAGCGCGGAGGGCGUGUGGCGGCUGCGGCGCGUGUACGAGGCGCGACAGCUCUCCGAACACUUCCACAGGCUAGCCGACGCCGCGCUACAGAGGGAACCUGAGCGAAGACCAUCAGCGACGCAAUUGCUGAACCACCCGUUCUUGAAACAGAUACGAAAGACUGACUUCUUGCCGAGUCUCAUUGGACGAGUUAAACCUAUCAAACCUGAUUCAGAUGACAUAUCAGCGCUUCUCCUACAGGAAAAGUUGUCGGAAAUGGAGAUAGAGAAGUCGACAGAAUGGGAUUUCUAGUACAACAAAUUAUUAUUAUCUUGCCAGAGACGUCAAAGUUGUGACAUAGAACAUAUUUUUUUACUUGAUUUGAUAAUCAGCUUUGAAACAUAGAAAUAAUUACACCGAUCCAUGAAAAAAGCAAAGGUAAAAUUUUGCUAUUUUUUUUUCAAGUCGCGUCCGUAGCUGCAAAAAUAUGUACUAUAUUUUUCUAAUGGAUGAAGCUGACUGAAGCUUCAGUAUAAGGACUUACAGUAUUCAAAGCAUCGCAGAAAGUGCAAUUUUAACUCCAAUAAGACCAUCUAGCCCAUAUCACUGCCCAAAUGCUCCUCAUGUCAUGUGAUAUCAAUGAUAGUUUAAACUUUAAGGACCAUUUCUCGUAAUAUAAUAUCUUUAGUUAAGUUAAAUUAUCAUACUUGAAGUUGACAAUUCGAGGCUAUUUCUGUGUACUGAAACGCGUCUAAGGCUGCGUUUCCACCAGAGAUGUGUUGCGAGGAAAAUGUUUUUGAGAACCAAUAGAAUCGCUUCACUGACGUGACCUCGCUUAGCGCAGCGACUCUAUUGGAUCUUAAAAACACAAUCCACGCAACACAUCUCUGGUGGAAACGCAGC
This is a messenger RNA of Aricia agestis (brown argus), 1834 nucleotides long. It is a transcript of the gene Stlk, whose product is annotated as STE20-related kinase adapter protein alpha. The transcript has 7 exons. Bases 155 to 1243 code for a protein of 362 amino acids. Lineage: Eukaryota; Metazoa; Arthropoda; Insecta; Lepidoptera; Lycaenidae. The record is from RefSeq and is a predicted model, not a curated record. Gene Ontology annotation, biological process: protein phosphorylation. Gene Ontology annotation, molecular function: ATP binding; protein kinase activity; protein serine/threonine kinase activator activity.